Messenger RNA from Lactuca virosa, 384 nucleotides. Lineage: Eukaryota; Viridiplantae; Streptophyta; Magnoliopsida; Asterales; Asteraceae. The record is from the annotation of a GenBank genome assembly.
UAUGCUGAAAAAGCACACGCGCCUCACGCACUUCCCCUUGCCCCCCAGUUCACCGUAUUCCUAACCCAAACACGUUUUUCUUGGUUCCCUCUUCGCAUGACCACCAACAGACUCCUCACUAGGCGACCUCCUCCGUAUAACCCGUUCAACGUCGCCGCUUUACUAACUGAAGAGUUUCUUCAUUUCUACCAUCGUAUAGGAUUUUCCGCUCGGCUUGUCAAUAAUCGAGACAUGUCAACUGGUGAUAAUCAUCUUGACCAAGGAAAUGAAAAAAAUUCAAGUAGUAAGGUACGCUCAAAAGCUAUUGUGUGGGAUUUCUUUGAGAAGAUUAAAGGGGACGAUGGGUUACAAAAAACAAGGUGCACAAACUGUAACAAAGUCUAA